Vitis vinifera (wine grape) is the source of this 881-nucleotide messenger RNA. RefSeq lists its product as uncharacterized. The transcript is spliced from 2 exons. The record is from RefSeq and is a predicted model, not a curated record. Lineage: Eukaryota; Viridiplantae; Streptophyta; Magnoliopsida; Vitales; Vitaceae. The coding region runs from base 138 to 704 and encodes 188 amino acids.
UCGAUAUGAACAGGUUGAAAUUUAUUAUUAAUAUGAUUUGUUUGUACAUAAAUAAUUCAUCAUAAAUAACUCAAUUGUUUUACUUAUAAGAAUAGGCACAAAAGAAGGAGGAUCAAAGUGAGCCCAAUAGAAUUGAGAUGUUUGCCCUGACACACACAAGAAAAGAUGGGACGCUUGUUGAUGAUCAUUCUAAGGAGAUUAUGGAUCAAUUUCAACAAUUACUAUCUCAACCUGAGGGGACAUCUUCUUCUACUUCUGCAUCAUCUGGAGCAUCUACAUCUGUAUCAUCUACAUCUGUAGCAUCUACAUAUGUAGAUGAGAUAUAUACUCAAGUCAUGGGUCCAGAGAGGCAUGGUCGUGUUCGAGGGUAUGGAUUUGGUCCUACUCCUACCUCAAUCUUUGGUUCUACUAGUAGGAGACAAUCAGGAGUUAUUCUUUCAACACAACUUGAAAACGCCCAAGAGAUGCUAAUAGCUGCAGAACAAAAGUUUACAACUGCAACUGAAGAACUCUCAAAUGUGAAAGAUGAACUCUCACAUGUGAAAGAAACAUUUGAAGAGAGGUUGAUAGAAGUUCAAAAGAAGACACGUGAAGAAGUGAAAGAAGAGUUUGAAGAAAAAAUGAUGGAAAUGCAAAGAAAAAUGCAAGCACAAAUUCAAGAACAGAUGAUGCAAAUGAUGCAACAAUUUCAGCAAAAGCAGUAGACAUUUGAAGAUUUUGCUAUAUCUUUAUAUGAUAGAUUCUCUUAACUUUUUUUGAAGAUUAUGCUACUUAUUUAUAUGAUAGAUUCUCCUAACUUUUUUUGCUUUCUAUGACUAUUAUGUGAUGUUUGGUUGGUUGAUUUGUUUUAUUAUGUUAGAAUGUGAAACUAAAUUUGAAUC